Paramecium sonneborni is the source of this 2060-nucleotide messenger RNA. NCBI's taxonomy places the organism in Eukaryota, Ciliophora, Oligohymenophorea, Peniculida, Parameciidae. The record is from the annotation of a GenBank genome assembly.
AUGAUGCAUAAUCUUACAACAACUUCUAGGUGUCCUUAUAAAUAUCCAACUGAACAUAUGAAAUAGGAUAGUAAAAGUAUGACAUUCAGAGACUUUAUUUAAAUGCAGUAAACGAAAGAAGAAAUGAAAUUAUAACAUCCAUGUCAAUUAUCUCCAAUAUAAGGUUCUCCAAUGAAUUCAAAAAAAUAAAGAUGGGAAAAAUAGUUAAGUACUCUGUUGCGUUAAGACUAAUAAAAUGAGUUGUCUAUUAAGCAUUCAUCUUAAUGUCAAAUAGCAAUGAAAGAUUUUGUAAGUAAAACUAAGAAUUUCCGAAGUCAAGAAUAAUCUCCUACUAAAACUUUAUAUCAUUUACCAAUGAUAAGUGAUUCUCAAGAUAUUGUACUUCCAAAUACUCCUCAUCAUUUUAAGUUUACUCCAAUUUAACCAAAAACAAAGGCAUAAAAUUUUAGUUGUUUAAGAAAUGUUUAAGAUUAACUUGUAUUGUUAAAAAAGCCUAAAAUACAACAUAGUCAUAGAGAAUUAAAACAUCAAUAACCUAUGACAUAAACAGAAAUUAUAAGCAAAUUCUUUGAAACUAAAUUUUAGAAAAUAAUAAAAACAUAGAUAAAACAAUAUGGUAGUAAUGAACUAUUAGAUUAACAUUCAGAAACACUCUAUUCACGAAUUAUUUAAGAUAGAUAGUUAAAAAUGAAAUUCUUAGGAAAAUCUUUGAAAUAUUUGAAGGACAUUUACAAGAGUAUUCUUGGGAUUGGAUACACGUAAGAAAUUUUGCUUGAUCCAUUUAGAAUGAGAAGUAUCCAUGCACCUUUAUUUAUAAGAAAAGAGUAAUUCAUAAGAUUUAAGUAUUUAUUUAUAAACCAAUUUAUGGAUAUGGAGACUCCUGUUGAAUUACUAUUUAAGGGUUGUCAUAAAAUAGAAAAUUUUAAACCAUUAAUAUUAAAUUAAAAAAGUGAUUUUGAAAUAUUUGGAGGAGAUUUUGGAAUAAAUGAGAUUGCUAAAAAUAUGUAUGAGAAGAUAUUUAAGGACUAUACUUUAAGUCCAUAUUUUAAAGCAAUAGAACUUGAAGAAUAAGCAAUUAAAUUUGCAAAAUUAUUUGCUCAAUUAAUUGAUCAUACUGAAUCUCCAAAUUAUACACUUGAAGUAUUACGAGAAAGACAUGUUAAAUAUAAGUUAACACAUGUACAAUUAGCAAAUUUUAAGUUUUAUUUAUCUACAACAUUAUAAAAAUUAGGAAUUAGAUAUAAACAUAUUAGAAUAUUGCUUAGAAAAAUGGACACUUACAAAUUUGCUAUAUUAAAUAAAUCAUCUUUGUAAGAAUGUAUUAAUAAUUCUCCUGGAGGUUAUAGGGAAUUUAUUGAUAAUUUUGUUCGCUUAUGUACAAGUGAACCAAUUCUAUUUGAUUUAGUUUAAAAAAGGGGUAAAUUAAGAUUUACUGCACAUUGUGAAAAUGUAUUCCAUUAUUUUUUCAGAGAUAAUGUUAAGUCUAUUACUAAUAGUGAUAUUGAAUCAAUUCAUAAGAAUAAAACUAUUAUUUCAGAUAAAGUCUUUUAGAAAUUCAAAGAGAAAGCCAUGUAAGCAGUAAGCAAAGUAACAAAUGAUCCCAUUUUAUUAAGCGAUUUUGAAGAGGAUUGGGAAGAAAUUACACCCAUUCUUAUGAACAAAUCCAGAAAGACUACAAUUAAAUAAUUAGGUGGAUAGCUUGUUAUAAAUAGAAUUGCAUCAAAACUUGAAAAUGAAAUAAUGUAACGGCCUUUAUUAUAUAAAGUAUUUGAGGUAAACUUUAAAUAUAAAGAAGGAUAAUGAAUCACCUGUUGGAUAAAAUUUAAAAUGUAAACUCAAUUUAAUCCUAUAUGGACUUCAUUUCUACAAAAGAACUGAUAUUGAAGUUCUUCAUAAACGAUUAAGAAUUAGAGAAUAACCUUACUUCGAAUUUUAAUAAGUACUAUAUUGACAUUUUAUUAAUUUAGGCUAUGAAAACAGUUAUGCAGGAUGAACCGUAAAAAUUAUAAUUUAUUCUUGAUGUAAUAGAUGAUUACAAAAAACAUAUAGUUUUCGAUUGA